AUUAUGCGGUAUUGAGAUUUUGGACAAAAUAUCUAGAAUUUAAACGGCCAUUUCCAAUCACCAUUUCCAAGACCCAGUUGUAGUAGUGUAACAAAACCAACUACUACUCUACUAUACUGAUCCUGGUCUUGCACAAAUCUUCAAUCACACUCAUUCUUCUCAUUUUCUCCUUUGCUUCUAUUCAUAUCCUUUACCAUUUCUCAUUCUUAUUGACUCUACUUCUUUAGAUCUGUUCAACCAUUAUCUUUUCUCUGCUCCAUCUUCAGAUCUCUUCUUUUACCAGACCAACUGCAUUGCUCGAAAUGGCUGCUAACCCUGCUAUAAUUGCAUUGUUUGAUGUUGAUGGAACACUUACAGCUCCUAGAAAGGGAGUAACUUCGGAGAUGUUAGAAUAUAUGAAAGAAUUACGAAAGGUUGUUGCUGUUGGUGUUGUUGGAGGAUCUGACCUAAUUAAGAUAUCAGAGCAACUUGGAAAAUCAGUUAUUAAUGACUAUGAUUACGUUUUUGCGGAGAAUGGACUUGUGGCUUAUAAAGGUGGUGUGGAGAUUGGUAUCAUGAGCCUGAAACAGCAUCUUGGAGAAGAAAAGCUCAAGGAGUUUAUCAAUUUUACGCUCAAGUACAUCGCAGAUAUAGAUAUUCCUAUAAAAAGGGGAACAUUCAUUGAGUUUCGAAAUGGAAUGCUUAAUGUUUCACCAAUUGGUAGAAAUUGUAGCCAAGAAGAAAGAGAUGACUUUGAAAAGUAUGAUAAGGUCCAUAAAAUACGUUCAACCAUGGUGAAUGUGUUGCGCGAGAAAUUUGGUCACUAUAAUUUGACAUUUUCAAUAGGAGGACAAAUAAGCUUUGAUGUAUUUCCAAAAGGUUGGGAUAAGACAUAUUGCUUGCGGUACCUUCAGGAUUUCACCGAGAUUCACUUUUUUGGUGACAAAACCUUUGAGGGUGGAAAUGAUCAUGAAAUUUUUGUGUCGGAAAGGACUAUAGGGCAUACUGUGACCAGUCCAGAGGAUACAAGGAAGCAAUGCACAGAAAUUUUCCUUACCAAGAAUGACUGAGACAUUUUCUGAUCAAUCUACAUGAUUUGUUCACACAAAUUCUUGAAGAACAUCUAAACUAUAAUUUAUGGAAGUAUUCAAUAUGAUAUUAAUGUAUCAUUUUUACUCUAAAAACUAAGUGAUUCAUAUGUACCCAAAUGAAAUAAUAAGGAUUAAGGAUGAACAAUUUCCUGGUGAGUGGGUUGGGUUGAUAA
Messenger RNA from Amaranthus tricolor (Joseph's coat), 1243 nucleotides. Its product is annotated as phosphomannomutase. NCBI's taxonomy places the organism in Eukaryota, Viridiplantae, Streptophyta, Magnoliopsida, Caryophyllales, Amaranthaceae. Gene Ontology annotation, cellular component: cytosol. The coding region runs from base 303 to 1049 and encodes 248 amino acids. Gene Ontology annotation, molecular function: phosphomannomutase activity. Gene Ontology annotation, biological process: protein N-linked glycosylation; mannose metabolic process; GDP-mannose biosynthetic process. The record is from RefSeq and is a predicted model, not a curated record. The transcript has 12 exons.